Messenger RNA from Coccinella septempunctata (seven-spotted ladybird), 1877 nucleotides. RefSeq lists its product as uncharacterized. NCBI's taxonomy places the organism in Eukaryota, Metazoa, Arthropoda, Insecta, Coleoptera, Coccinellidae. The coding region runs from base 1 to 1197 and encodes 398 amino acids. The transcript has 2 exons. The record is from RefSeq and is a predicted model, not a curated record.
AUGGAUAAAAAUACGAAAAACAAAAAAACCACUGGAAAAGAGGUGGAGAAACCCUCCACCUCCUCAUCCGGGCACCUUGAAAAGGGGAAGGUCAAAAGACCAAACAAAAAUCGGCUGCCAUUCGAGUUGCCCAAGUUGGGAGAACCGGGUGGCAGAGAUGACCCACUGAGGAGAGGACUCAGUGGUGCAGGGGUGCGAAGGUACCUGCGACACCUCCAUCAGGGCCUUGCACCUGAGGAGGCUAGGAAGCAAGCUCUUUCGCACCCAACCCCGAAGGUUACACCUACGGGAAAACAUAACAAAAGAGGUCCGGAGCUUAUAACACCUCCGACGCGGCCUCUACCAAAGAGGCAGAAGACAGCUGUGGCUAAGACCGGGCAAGUCACUGGCUAUGCAGCAGCUGUCAAAGCUGAGAAAACCUCCAGGGUUGGAAUCAUGCCCAAGGACUACCCUAAGGCCACCCUGGAGGCAGAGCAACUUUCCUCCCUGGAAGAUAUCCUGGUGGAGGAGAUGUGCCAGAGCCAGGAAAGGGGGAUCCACUUUACUGGCGUUCAUUUCAGAAAUGGAAUGAUGCUGGUCGAUUGUGGAUCCCAGGGAUCUGCGGAAUGGAUCAUGAAAUCAGUUCCGCAGCUGAAAUCUUGGAAGGGACCCGAGUUGGUGGUGCUAAGGGGAGACGACAUCCCCAAGCCCACCAACAUUACGGUAUUCUUUCCAAGAAGCCAAGAAAUGGAGCCUGAGAAGAUCCUCAGACUCGUUGAAGUUCAGAACUCCAACCUCAAUACUGGGGCAUGGAGAAUUCUGAACUCCAGGAAGGAGGGCAAGGGAACAGUCCUCACGAUUGGGAUCGAUCCCCAAACAGAGGAAACCCUGAAGGCAGGGGGAUGUUGCCUUAACUUCCGGUUUGGGCGCAUCCCAGUCUCAGGGUUGAAGAAUAAGAAUGUCCCUGUGGAGGGUUCGGUGGAUGUGGAGAUGCCCUCCACAUCCCGGGAGCCCGAGGUGCAGGGAGAAGGGGCAGACUCAAGUCUGGGGCAAGCUGUUGGCUCUGCCGGGGCGCCUAUGGCGGCGGAGAUUCCCUCUGCCGCCCUGGCGGCUGGGCGCAGCUGUCAGCUGUCCGGGAGUGCCUUCUCGGAUUCCGAAAGGGAAGAACACCGUAAGGAAUCGGAGGAGGAACAGGAGAAGAUGGAGGAGGGGACGUAAAGGGACGGGGUAACCAACGUCCCUCACCCCAAAACAACCACUGCAUCUUCUCGAAAGUAGUGCAAGUGAACCUGCAUCACGCGAAGGGUUCUUCAGCAGUGGUUGCAAGGUUAUUUGCGAGGUUGCAAUUAGGCAUUGCUCUGAUCCAGGAACCCUGGAUCAACAAAGAAGGCCAAAUCUCAGGAUUGGCAUGCAAAGAUUCAAAACUGAUUUAUGACCAGAGGCAGAAUACAUGUCUCGGGACCUGAUUCCAAUCAUGGUACACCUCAACGUUGGGGGCAUCGACCGGGACAUUGUCAUAGCAUCUGCAUACUUCGCUGGAGAUGGGCCAAUUACACCGCCAGAGGAAGUACAGCGGCUAGUACGAUACUGCAACAGCAGGAAGUUGCCAAUUAUAAUUGGAUGUGAUGCCAACGCACACAACACCACUUGGGGAAGCACGAACAACAACGCUAGAGGUGAGUGCUUGCUUGAAUAUCUCUUAGCUAACAAUCUCGAGACAUUAAAUGUGGGGACUACACCAACUUUUGUCACGAGAGCGAGAGAAGAGGUCCUGGACGUGACAAUUGUUAAUGUCGCUGCCAGGAAAAAUAUCACUUCCUGGAGAGUGAUGAACGAACCUUCACUCUCUGAUCAUAGAAUUAUCGAGUUCAAGGUGGAGGGAGAAAUAACCUCGCCCC